This is a messenger RNA of Mytilus californianus (California mussel), 2572 nucleotides long. RefSeq lists its product as uncharacterized. NCBI's taxonomy places the organism in Eukaryota, Metazoa, Mollusca, Bivalvia, Mytilida, Mytilidae. Gene Ontology annotation, molecular function: zinc ion binding; ubiquitin-protein transferase activity; protein binding. Gene Ontology annotation, cellular component: chromatin; nucleoplasm. The transcript has 2 exons. The record is from RefSeq and is a predicted model, not a curated record. Gene Ontology annotation, biological process: positive regulation of DNA-templated transcription. Bases 145 to 1827 code for a protein of 560 amino acids.
GUGUGUGUGCACUGUAUAAAUGAAAUUUAAAGUCUGCUUAAUGAUGAGAAGAAUUAUCUCCCCUGACUUAAAGUAUUUAAAUUAUGUGACCAUGUACAUUCGUUCCCAAAAGAAAUGUUUUAUUUAUAAGGCCUAAUAAGAAUCAUGGCCAGUAAUUGGAGUAUUUGUGGUGUUUGUGAUAAUCGUCAACUAACCAAAUCAUCAUUAGUCUGGUGUUCUGAAUGUGAUGAAGGACUAUGCGGAGAUUGUAAGGAACAUCACAGUAUUUCCAAGGGAACAAAAGACCACGAAACCGUUUCCAUUGCCGAAUACAAGAAGUUACCGACCGAAGUCCUGCAUAAUGCAACGGUUUGCAAAAUACAUAAUGAGAAAUACGAGCUUUUCUGUAGCAGACACGAUUGUCUAUGCUGUAAGAAAUGUUUGAAAUCUCACAACGAUUGUAAAGGUCUAACCGACAUUAAUGAACUCAUAAAAAACGUCAAAACUUCAAAUGCCUUUUAUGAAAUCGAACAAACCCUGCUGGAAAUUGUCGACAAUAUUAAACGACUGAGUACUAACCGAAAAGAAAAUUUAACAUCGUUAGAAGACAAGAAAAAUGAAAUUGAAGCAGAAAUAAAACAAACUAGGAUCAAGGUAAAUCGUCAUCGUGAUAAACUUCAGGAUGAUCUGAUGAAAGAAUUAAUUGCAGUGGAAGAAACAGAAAAAAGUAAAAUACAAAAGUUGUUGGUUUCCCUCAGCACGAAGGAAAAAGAGAUCACAGAAUACCAAGCAAAUAUUGCAAAUAUUAAACAACAUGCGUCCAAACUUCAAACAUAUUUGGUGAUGAAACAUAUCGAAAAAGACAUUCCAGCCGAAGAAAAAUUUAUUCAAUCGCUCGCCAAAAAUGACACCGCGAAUCAAAUAAAUAUUUCAUUUCAAAUAAACCAGUCUUUACAGCAAGUCACAACCAGCUUGCAGAACUUUGGAUAUAUCAAUGUCACUUCUGACCAAUGCGAUUUUUCCAUUCAGAAACGGAAGCACAAACAAGCCCAGAUUAUUGUACAUGUAGCUCUUCCAACCAGACAAAUCGAAAACCUGACUCUGACGUUACAGAAACGCAUCAUUACCAAGUUGACAGCCGUCCGUGGUUGUUCUAUGCUACCUGAUGGUAGGAUGGUGUUCACCUGUUAUUUUAAACACAAUGUUAUAGUACUCCAAUCGGACGGUUCAAUAGAUUUUGCAAUAAACAAAUUUGGUAACACGUUUGAUGUGGUAUUUAUUGGUGAUAAUUAUAUUGCUGUUACAUCUGGCGAUUCAGAUAAGAUUAAUAUAAUCGACCUAAAGAAAAGAAAAGUGAAGAAAACAAUUAAAGUUAAUUCAAACAAUGCUGGAGUAGUAUACAAAGAUGGAUAUUUGAUUUACUGUGCCGGGGAAAAAGGACUACAGAUGGUUAGUUUAAGUGAUGAAUCCAUUACCAAUGUUACCAAUAGCAAAAUAUCAAACUUAGCGUACGUUACAACAUCCGGUAAAAAACUGUUCUACACAGAAUGUGCCAAUAACAGUGUAACCUGUUGUGAUCACCAUGGUAACAUACUGUGGACGUUCUGUAAUACAAGUGUUCUGAUUAGUCCAUAUGGUAUCUCUGUAGACAAUGAUGGUAACGUGUUUGUAGUGGGAUUCGCUACUCAGAAUGUGGUCGUCAUAUCUCCUAAUGGACAACGCUAUAGACAAAUAUUAUCACGUGAAGAUGGACUUGAAUUACCACAGGUUUUGCACUAUGAUCAACCCACCAAUACAUUGUUAGUUGCAAAUCAAGCCAAAGAAGCGUGGUUGUAUGAAGUUAAAUAAUAAAGAGGGGCCUGAUAGGGGGGUCUCAUCACGAUUCACGAGUUGAUUUUUUUGUCAAUCACGAUUCACAGAAAAUAAAUUUCCAUCAUCACAGAUCACGAAAAUAUAAAAAAAACUAAAUCUGUAGAAAAACGGAUCACGAUAGCGAAAAUGCGCCGAUCACGAAGAACGAAAAUAACUCAUCAGGCCCCUCAAUAAACAGUGAUGUUUGAUAUUUCUUGUAUUCAGCUUUCAAAUAAAUUAUUCGUUGUGAUCUGAUUUUGUUCAAAGCUAUGUUAUAUGUUUAUCGGAACAAUUAUAUGCUUAUAUUUCUUUUUGAUGUAUAUGUUCACUCCCAUAUAUGGAAAUUUUUUUAAUGCGUUUAAGUAUAUAAAAAAAAGAUGUCUUUGAUCCCACACUUGGUUCGAUUAAUAAAUUUGCCAUGGCGUUGUCAGUUUAUUUUCGACUUAUGAGUUUGAAUGUCCCUUUGGUAUCUUUUGCCUCUCUUUUAUAAUAAAGUAGAUUGUAGGUUAAAAGACGUAAAAAUAUCAUAAAAAGAAAGCAUAUAAUAACCAUUGUGAAUGCAAAGAAACACCAAAGUUUUCAAUAUAGAAAUAUGACAUUUAUAAAUCUAAACGAAUAUUUUUACUUUUGUUUGAUACAUUGACAGAUGGCAUACUCGAAUCAGAUAACUAGGUGUGGGAAGUGGAAGAAAAGAAAGCAUAGAUUUUUCUGUUCAUAUUUAAAUAAAACUAUAAAAAUAGCA